This is a messenger RNA of Esox lucius (northern pike), 7351 nucleotides long. It is a transcript of the gene col13a1, whose product is annotated as collagen, type XIII, alpha 1. Lineage: Eukaryota; Metazoa; Chordata; Actinopteri; Esociformes; Esocidae. Bases 419 to 2365 code for a protein of 648 amino acids. The transcript has 37 exons. The record is from RefSeq and is a predicted model, not a curated record.
CCCAUGGUAACCACUUUAGUUCAGAGGCAAGCGAGUGGGUCAGGUUACAGCUGUUCGGCGAGCGCUCCGGUGAUCUCGCAGAGAUAGUCGGCUAGAGCCUGUCGUCUGGGACACUACAGGGCCGCUUUGAAGAUUUCAUCAAAUGGCAAAGCUAAACCAUACAGAUAAAUAGAGCUCCCUUUCAAACUGAUUGAUUGAUACAAACCUACAGAAUGCCUCAUAUGACUUAAAUACAGACACUCGUCUGAAGAUACUAAGUGGUUGAAGAGGACAGCUGCAACUUGCCCGAGGCAGCCCCUUGUCAAAAGUUAGGUCGUGAGGAUUUGUAUACUACCAUACAAUUCGCUUCUCACCUUUCUCCUGAUGAAUAUUGUAAUUCCGUGGAGGAUAAAUAUCGAAUAAACAUAUAUUUUUUAAAAUGGAAGAAGAUCAAAAGUGGGGAGUUACUGGUGAAUGUGUUGGUAGGACUUGCGUUGAGCACCCUUGCAAAAAGCGUUUUUGGAGGAAUUGGAAAGAUGUGUCUGGUAUAACUGUCUGCAUCGCAUUAUCUGUAUUGUCUCUUGGAUUUUGCAUUCUUGUUUACCUGAGGACCUCGGAACUGCAGUCCAGGAUACUAAACCUUGAAAAACAGAGCGAUAAGCAGCUCUCCGCGUGGAUCUCGCUCGAGCAGGUGGAACCCGUUAUCUUUGGACGAAUUGAUCAAAUUCUAGAAGAGAAACUGGCUGCUCGACUUCCCAAAACACGAGAGGCCAGAGAAGCUCCCCAUGGCUGCAUCUGUCCACCAGGACCUCCUGGUCCCCCCGGACGAUCAGGCUUUCCGGGUGACAAAGGAACAAUGGGAAUUCCUGGAAGAAUGGGGUUAAAAGGAUACACAGGGGAGAAGGGAGCACCAGGGGAGCCAGGCCUGUCUAUCAUUGGUCCACGAGGACCUCCAGGACAGCCAGGAACCCGAGGCUUCCCAGGCUUCCCGGGUCCGAUCGGGUUGGAUGGCAAGCCUGGACAGAAUGGCUUGAAAGGAGACUUGGGUCAACGUGGUCCCAAAGGAGUUCCAGGUGAACCUGGUCCAAAAGGGGAAAAGGGUGUAUGUGGAGACUAUACACAUAGGAAGCGGCGUAUUGUACAGCCCUGUGUUGGAGGAUUGGCCACACAGGGUGAGCCUGGAGCUCAAGGCCCACCAGGACCUCCUGGGCCCCCUGGGCCUUCAGGAACGCCCGGACUAAAUGGCGCCAGUGGGCCACCGGGUAAACCAGGUGAACCAGGAAAACCUGGAAAAGAUCCCAGGCUACUACCAGGAAUGAAGGGUGAGCCGGGAAUGCCAGGAAUAAAGGGUGAUGUUGGCCCUGCUGGUCCUGAAGGCCCCAAGGGACUGAAGGGAGACCCUGGGCUGAAGGGUGACAAAGGUGAGCCCAGCGCGGCAGGAACUGGCAUUAAAGGAGAACCUGGCACACCAGGACUUCCAGGUCUUUCAGGUUCUAAGGGUGACAAGGGCGACCAAGGUCUAAAGGGGGAACCAGGAUCUGACGGCCCAGCUGGACCCAGAGGUCCUCCGGGUAUAGCAGGGGAGCCAGGGAAAUCUGAAAUCAUCAAUAAUGAAAAUGAUAUUCGUAACGUACCUUUGAUGGGUCCACCUGGGCUACCAGGCCCUCCAGGGGUCCCCGGAACACCAGGAACAAAGGGGGAUGUUGGACUUCCCGGCCCUCCGGGUCUUGAUGGAGAGAAGGGUCCUCGGGGGAAGCCUGGUGAGCCAGGUCCUGUUGGCCCAGCUGGCCCUGAAGGUCCUAGAGGAGAAGGUGGUCCCAUGGGUUUCUCAGGACCCAAGGGAGACAAAGGGGACAUGGGCCCCUCUGGAUCACCUGGUCAAAAGGGGGAGUCUGGAGAUAAGGGAGGAAAGCCCGACAUGCUCUAUGGGCCCCCAGGGCCCCCAGGGCCCCAAGGACCAGUCGGUCCUGCAGGACCUGAAGGACGAGAAGGGCCAAAGGGCGAGCCUGGUAUAGGCAUACGAGGCGAGAAGGGGGCUUCUGGUUCAAAAGGCGAUAAAGGGGACAGGGGUCAUCUUGGACUUCCUGGGCUGAUCGGACCAGUUGGUGUGGCAGGCCCCACAGGACCAAAGGGAGACAGAGGUUUUAAGGGAGAUUCAGGAGUCCCAGGACCAAUUGGGCCUCAAGGCAUCCCUGGUUUAGUUGGACCACAAGGACUCAAGGGGAACCGGGGGGAGAGGGGCAAGAAAGGCAACAGGGGAACUAAAGGGGAUAAGGGAGACCAAGGAGCACCAGGAUUAGAUGCCCCCUGUCCGUUGGGCGAUGACGGCUUACCAGUAUCAGGGUGUUGGAAUAAAGGUCAAAAUCCUUUCCAACUGGCAAAGUAGUAGAAGUUCAAGAAAUCUGCUCAGCGAUGUUCGCUCAAAGCUACAGAAUGGAAACUUAAAGACCUUUGGAGAUAUCUUUGAGUUUUGACCCAAUCUGGGGUUGCCAUUUUACUGAUCGAUUUUCCAUCCGGCUGAAGACAAAGCCAGUAACAUUGGGAAGCUCAAGCGGCAGCAGGGAGCAGACUGAUUUAAUAACUCAGAAACACAGGGAUUUUAGUUUCCUUUGUUGUUCUUGGUUGAAGACUUCAGAAUCUUGUUUGAAGGCUUCAGGUGAUGGAAACAGCAUUAACCCACAGAGAUCUACAGAUUAAAUACAGAGAUCUACAGACGCAUUUCUUUGAGAUUUAUAUGGAUUUUCAUCUAUGUUUAUUCACUAUGUGAAAGCAAGACAUUUACUUUUUAUAGGGUUUAAUUUCCUGUGUUCUAUAUGACACCAACAACUGUGAUUCAAGAAUUCAGAGCAGCUCCCAGAACAGAUAAUGUAAAUUCUCUGUGUUCAUGUGUUUCCAAGAAAAAACCCCAAAACAAAGGGAAAUGCUUUUGAUGAUUCCUGAUAUCAAACUCACUGCCUUAUAUCCUGGGUGUUGCAGGCAUAGAACAUACUGUUUAUGUAGCUACAAUGCCUGACCUGUGCCCAAUGAAGAACUUUAGUGCCAGCAAUAUACUGUUGGUAUCCAGUAUAUAUAUGCAUGCCUAAUAGGCAUAGUAUAUUACACUUUUGUACCGGAGUACAAAACUCAUCAUUUACCAAUGCUAGAACAGUAAGUAUUGUACAGUUGGGGAAUGUUCGCACAUUCUCUGAAGUGUUCAGUCUGUGUUGUUGUAUAUAUUGUAUAUUACACUGACGUGACCUAGGAUCCUCUCAAAAACAGGCAUCAACAGUAAUUGUUUAGCAACAUGUAUAGGUUUUACCAAACCUGUUUUUACUCAACUUGGACAUUAUCGAUUUAGACUUGUCUUCUGAAAUACAUGUCUACAGUCAUACUGACAGAUUUCAAUGAUUAUUCUAGAAUUACUUGAUUCACAUUAGUUUGGUUAGAGCCAGAGGAUUCAGCAUGCCAUUCUAGAUGCAUGUCAUCAUGUAUCGCAUUGGGCAGCUAACUUCAGCGGGAAUAAAACCACAUCCAGUGUCUAUGAAUCAGGGGGCUUUUGGGUAACUGACCGUUCCCUUUAAAUGAUGACAUGAACCAUAAAGCUGGCUAAUUUCUAUUGUGCCCAAAUCUUUUUCAUAUUCCAACACAUGUUAUCAUGGCUGAAGGCAUAAGACCAGUUUUGAAGCAACUGUUAGUUUAACUACUGUACACUGACAGAGCAUUCAGUAACAUGUUGGACAGCUGAUAACUGAAGCUUAUGUUUAAAGUAAUUAAUUUAGGUCAUUAUGAUAUUUUGACCUUGAUCUUGAGAAUAACACAAAAAAAAUCAAUUGGAGCUGUUUGCGUAAACUUACGUUAUCAUUUUCUUUCUUUCAAAAGUGUAGCUAGAAUUACAUUUCAUUCUUGUGUGCUAACCAAGUCUGAAGACUGAACUGCCAAUAUAUCUUGUGUCAGCAAGUAUGAUAACUUAUGCCUUUUAUUAUGUUUAACACAAACUUUCCUGUUUUAUCUAAAAUCUAAUGCACAGAAGCAUUCCUUAAGUCAUAUUGACAAUUGUCUUCUAAACCUUCUCACAACUCAAUCAAAAUGCACAGAUUUCUUUUAAUAUUCAAAUUGGUAAAUAAAAAAGCAAUGCUUUACUAAGGUCCAUAUUCAUAUACAUAAAUAGUGUUUUGCGAACCACGGACAUUCGUUGUGGUUGUUUUAAUGUAAUAACAGCCACAGCGAUCUUUAGCGGGCAUUGAGGGUGAAGGUUUCAAACCACUUUUACAUAGUAGAAGAAAUUGGUAGCAGAAACGUUGUUCAAAGGCAAAAUGAUCCAGCUAUUUUAGAGAAUAAAAUGCCAUUCAAAUGUGUAUAAUUCUUUCUAACAUUGAAUGUGUGUGUUACUGUGUGAGUUGUUUCCCUUCCCCCAAAUGAUGAUUGAUUGGAAUGAUUGAAAGGUUUGCGUGAGAACAAGGAUUACACUGCCACCUGGUGUUCACACAUGACAUGCUGAAUUUGAUUCUCAAUGUAUUGAGGAAGCAUUCUAUUGAACCCUGUGAUAAUCCUUAAAUGAGCGGAUCACUUUCCUUACUGUUUGUAGCUGAUGUAAAUGCAACUUAAUGUAAAUUGUUGCCCAAUGGUGCUGUUUAAAAAUGCAUGACCUUUUCAAUUUGAAGUGCAGUUAUAUAGUAAUGAGGCUAUUUAAUGAUUUUCAUUCAAAAUAUAAGAUAAUUUAGCACAGCCAAAAGCUUUUUGUGAACCAAAUCUAUCAUCUUCAGAAUUGAAAUGUGUCAUUUUACAAUAUGCCCAUGGUCCUUUAAUAACCAAAAUAAUCCUAUUAAGAUAUUAUUCAAUCAAUAUUUAUUAUUUUGUAGCAUUUCAUUCUGAACAACAUUUACUAUACAGUAAUCUUUGAAAGGUGGUGUGCAUUUAAUUUCUGCUUUUCCUCACUGAUAUUUUGCACAAUGAUAGCAGUACCAUUCAGUUUUCUCACUUCUUUUCUGGAAUGUAUCAUUACAUGUUUGUAUAAUACUCUAUUUAUUUGGUAUACAUUUCCCUACUGACAGAACUUCACUGUGUCUUGAUCUUGUAAUAUUGUGUUCAGAUUUCUGAUUCAGUGUACUCAUGUUAUCUGACACAAUGUUAUUGGAUCUCACAACGUGUAAUUCUUCAUGAAAAACACCUAACAGCUGAUGAAGUGUAAUUAUUGCUGGACCUGAGAACAGAAUAUGGUCCUUUGUAAAUAUUUUUAUGUUACUAUUGCAAAAUAAUUAUUUUAUUUUUUUUCUUCAUUUUAGUAUAAAGCAAUUUACAAUAAGUUCAAAUUUCACUGAUUUUUGUUGAGGAUUGGUUCGGUAUCAACUGUACAUUUAUAUGGUUAAUCACUUAUAUGGUUGACCUUACAAAUAUGUUUAUGCCAGUCUAUGCUCAAGGCAUUCUGUUUUGUAAAAGUGUCUUUACUAUUUUGUGUAGAGCAGGUUUAGAAAACAAUUUAAGAAGGUUGUUGAACAGUGCCUUCAGAAAGUAUUCAAACACCUUUACUUUUUCCACAUUUUGUUGUAUCGUAAAGUACAUUUUAUAUUAAUUUAUCAGGUUUUCUUGUUCAUUGAUCUAUACACAACACCCCAUAAUGACCAAGUGAAAACCUUAUUUUAGAAACAUUAAAAUUAAUACAGAAAUCAAAUAUGAACACAAUCUACAGAAGUAUUAAGCAUCCCGGUGUCAAUAUAGCAAUUACAUCUUUGAGUCUUCUUGGGUAUGUCUAUAUCAGCUUUGCACAUCUGCAUUUGGGGACUUUCUCCCACUCUUUCAGCGUUUUCUGAUGCUCUGUUAGGUUCGCGAUGGAGAAUGAGUGAACAACAAUCUUCAAUUCUUUUCACAGAUGCUCAAUGGGAUUCAAGUCUUGGUUUUGGCUGGGCCACUUAUGGACUUUCACAUUCUUGUUAUGAAGCAAUGUCUGCUUUGGUUGUAUGUCUGGGAUAAUUUUCCUGCUAAAAUGUAAAUCUUCACCACAAUCUCGGGUCAACUUUGCUAGAAAGCAGGUUCUCUUUAAGUAUUUGCCUGCACAUUGCAGGACCUCCCAUCUUGGUUAAGGUCUCUGUAGUUCUGUUUGAAUGGUCAUUGUUCUUGGUCAGUGGCCAGCUCUAGAAAGAGUCCGGUUAGUUUUGAAUUUUGUCAUGCCCACAAUUCUCUUAGGAACAUUCUGAUAUAUGCCUCCUCAGACUUCUGUCUCAGAGGUCCACAGACCAUUGCUUGGAAUCUUAUAGUUUCUUCUCUGACUUGCAAUUGUGCGACAUCUGAGGCCAGUUCAACAAGGGACAUCUCUCAAGGAAACAUCUCAUGGAUGAUCAGGAAAUUUGAUUCACCUAAGCUAAAUCUGGACUGUCUGCAAGGCGUUUGAACACAUCAACUAUGCCAUUUCACUUUUUAAUUAGAAAAGUACAACAACAACAACAUAAGUACUAACCCUUUGACAUCAAUAGGUAUUAUGUGUAGAUCACUGACCAAAAAAAUAUUUCACACAUUUUGUGCAUGCUUUUUUGGGGAUAAAGAAGUGACGAAGAUGGGGAAGAGUUUUUGCUGUAAGAGCAUUGGGCCAGAAUCAAACCCAUGCUGCAGCAGUACAUGUAGUUGGCUUAAACCUUUGGACUUACAUAGACCACCACUGAAUCCAUUAUAAUUCAGGCUGCAGUGAAAUGAAAAAGUAGGGGUUUGAAUACUUUCUAAACAUACUGUAUAUUACCAUAUAAUAGUUAAUCUGUUAUUUACAUACAUUUUGUUUUCUCCUAACUAUUUAUACUGUAUGUGUGCUAUGUUUCAAGAUGUAUAACAUUAUAAAAAUCUGUUUGUGUGAUAAUCUAUUCGUUUCAGUAGCUACCAGUAACUGACAACUGAUAUGAGGGCAUUUAUUUAAAACCAUAUGCAUGUUGAUAUUAUUGUUAAUAAGCACUAUUUUAUUACUUGACAGCAACAAUGAAAUUUGGAAAUUUAGGUUUUGUUUCAGCAAAUUAACUAUUGGCAUAUAUUUAGAAUGCCAAUCCUGCACAAUUUGAGGAAUUCAGUCAUUUAAGUGACCUUUUAUCAUUUCCUCUGCUGUUACAGACAGAUUGCAAAUGUUAUGGAAAUUGCAAUCUGAACAUUGAAUUGAGGUGUAAAAAUGUUGUUUCUUGAGAUUCAAUGUGUCAUAUAAAAGAUGUGAUAAGAUAAAUGUAAUCCAGAGUUAAGUAUGUUUUAAUAACUGAAUUGCGUGUGCUGUCAAAUUGUUAACGUCUUUAUUUUCAGAAAAUGUUUUUUUUUUUAUAAACCAUAAAUGGCAGCUUUAUUCACUGUUUGCCAAUCAUUAUUUCACUGUUAAAUACGUCACAUAUCGAGAACAUUGUGAAUAAUUUUAAAUAAAGUAAUCAGUAAC